This is a messenger RNA of Ectocarpus siliculosus, 1582 nucleotides long. NCBI's taxonomy places the organism in Eukaryota, Phaeophyceae, Ectocarpales, Ectocarpaceae. The record is from the annotation of a GenBank genome assembly.
GUUAGGCAGGGUGUUUGGUGUUCGUUGUAUCCUCUUGGGCCACACAAUCCUUCUUUCGACGGUACAUUGACAACGGUCGGAGAAGCUCUACACUUUGCAUACAUUCUACCAUUCUACCAGAUGGAAUCGAGCGCAACAGCAGCCGUGAGGGGGGCAAAUCCCUAUCCCAUCCCAGCAUUCAUCGGUCCCUUGGUGCGAAGCCGACAAACCACGCCGUGCCCAACAUAUUUCGAGGUGUCAUUUCUGGAGAGCAAGUUACCGAGAAAACCUGCGCGGAGGUUGGACGCCAUCGUCUUCAAGAAUUUCUACUGUUCGCACAUCACCAUCAAGCAGCGCAGACAGCGCUUCGACACAGCAACAGCGGCGGACUGUGGAAAAGAUGGAGACCCUUGGCUGACGAUUCUGCGAGACAGGCCCUUGAUGGAAGAUCCCCACCACGAGGACGAUGCGCAAUACUGGCACGUGGUGAGAUCGGAGGAGUUCGAUCCAGAGGAGUACGACGCGGAGUCGACGGCGCCUAUCAGGAUCUACCUUUACCAGUCGUCUCCUAUGUGGAAGACCUUCGGCUUGCAUCACGUCAAAGCCGUCGGUUGGUCGAGAGCGGGUUCAAGCAAUGGAGGAAGAGACGACGAGAGAGAAGCGGACGGCAAUCUCGGAGACUUGUGUAGAGGCAUUAGCGAGCAAGUGAAGAUAUUCGGCGACAAACACAGGGGCUAGGCGAACGUCAUGAACAAUCUGUACAGACUUGUUCGCCAUGUACGAAAUCAUUUCUAUAGCCGACAAACGAACUACCGUGCAACCUUACAAGUAGAUAUGCCCAUUUGCCCUACGAACACGUUCAGUAUCGUUGUUGAAGGCGUUCUCAAAGCUCCUUGCGCAUAAUGGCCUCCGCCCAGUAUAGUGUUGCUACGAGUCACUUGGUGGUUUGGAAAUACGACGUACCGUAGCUUUUUUAUCCUUGGGAGGAAGGAUGCGCCGCAAAGCAUUUCCUCUGCGUGACCCUGGACCGGAGCUCUUGGGGGAGGAACGACACGGUAUAGGGUACAUUUGCAACACCUACCAUCAGAUCAGCGGCAGUGCAGUCUAUGGCAAAAACGAAAAAAUCACACGAUUGUAUAAGCAAAUCUGUGGUGGCAGGAAUAUUGGAAUGCAAGGAUCCAUUCAGACACAUUCAAGGUGCAGGAAAAAACGAUCCUAAGAAGCGUUCCGAGCACCCUUGGGAACUCGGGAAAACACAGAUGGAUACAAAGAAAUACCAUAUGCCACUUGCUGAAAAUGAGUGGGCGGGUUGCUUGUGGCACUGCCCUGCUCUCUAUAUUAAUGGGCCGUCUUGCCCACAUAUCAACGGAGACCUCCUGCCUGCCUGCUGUAGCAGGGUGAAGCUAUCACGACCUUGGGAUCCUUUUAGCAUGUCGCCUACGGAUUAAGCCUAAGUCGUCAAGCCGACUUUGCUGGUAUUUGUCGCUAAGCACUCUGUGCCAUGAAUCUAAAUCAGACAAACUGCGGCUUUUUCCCCGUAGCGGAAAAACAUGUCCGAAAACCGGGGUCGUCCACAUACCCAACAAGCGUGCGACAAACCCAU